GCCGCUGUCGCGAUGCGCUUCGGGCCGCUGCUCCUGCUCCUGCUCCUGCUCCUGCUCCCGCUGUGCGGCGCGGGCUCCCCCGCCUUGUCGCGCAGCCUCAGCUUGCGGGGAGGCUGGAGGAUCCGCAGCGGGAACGGCUCGCUGGAGCUGCCGGGGGAGGUCCCCGGGUGCGUGCACAGCGCCCUGCGCCGGCGGGGCUUCAUCCAGGAUCCUUACUACAGAUUUAAUGAUCUUAACUACAGAUGGAUCUCCUUGGAUAACUGGACCUAUAGCAAGAACUUUAAAAUUCCCUUUAACAUUAGCAAUUGGCAAAAAGUGAAUUUGAUUUUUGAGGGCGUUGAUACAGUUGCAAAAGUCCUGCUAAAUAAUGUUCCUAUUGGGAAAACAGAUAACAUGUUCAAAAGAUAUAGUUUUGAUAUUACCAGUGUGGUUAGCAAUGUGAACUCCCUUGAGCUGCGUUUCCAGUCACCAGUGUUGUAUGCGGCCCAGCAGAGCAAAGCUCACACUAGCUACUCCGUGCCUCCAGACUGCCCUCCGCUUGUACAGAAGGGCCAGUGUCAUGUCAACUUUAUUCGAAAGGAGCAGAGUUCCUUUAGUUGGGACUGGGGGCCAUCCUUUCCUACCCAGGGCAUCUGGAAAGAUGUCAGAAUUGAAGCCUAUAACAUUUGUCACCUGAACUACUUCACGUUUUCCCCUAUAUAUGAUAACCAUACCCAGGUGUGGAGUCUUGAAAUAGAGUCUUCUUUUGAUGUUGUCAGCCCAAAGCCAAUUUCUGGUCAAGUGAUCGUAUCCAUACCUAAACUGCAAACACAGCAGACAUACAGCAUUGAACUUCAACCUGGGGAAAGGAUUGUUGAGCUAUUUGUGAAAAUUAAUAAGAAUGUUACUGUAGAAACUUGGUGGCCUCGUGGACAUGGACACCAGACUGGAUACAACAUGACAAUUCUUUUUAAACUGGUUAGAGGCUUAAGUAUUGAAAAAUCAACUAAGGUUUAUUUUAGGACGGUGGAACUUAUAGAAGAGCCCAUUGAAGGUUCUCAAGGUCUGAGUUUCUACUUCAAAAUUAAUGGAUUGCCCAUAUUUCUGAAAGGCUCGAACUGGAUCCCAGCAGAUUCAUUCCAGGAUCGAGUAACCUCUGACUUGUUACGGCUCCUUUUGCAGUCUGCUGUGGAUGCUAACAUGAAUACUCUCCGGGUUUGGGGAGGAGGAAUUUACGAGCAGGAUGAAUUUUAUAGACUCUGUGAUGAACUAGGAAUAAUGGUAUGGCAGGAUUUUAUGUUUGCCUGUGCCCUUUAUCCAACUGGUCGGGACUUCAUGAAUUCCGUGAGAGCAGAAGUUGCUCACCAGAUCAGGAGACUGAAAUAUCACCCCUCCAUCAUCGUAUGGGGUGGAAAUAAUGAAAAUGAAGCGGCCCUGAUGAUGAAUUGGUAUAAUAUACGUGCCAGUGAACUGCAUACCUACAUCAAUGACUAUGUGGUACUGUAUGUGAAAAAUAUUCGAAAGAUUGUCUUGGCAGAAGACAGCUCUCGUCCUUUUAUCAUAUCCAGCCCUACAAAUGGGGCCGAAUCUAUUAAAGAAGGCUGGCUCUCUGUCAACCCAUAUGACAGUAAUUUUGGUGACGUACAUUUUUAUGACUAUAUCAAUGAUUGUUGGAAUUGGAAAGUUUUCCCCAAAGCUCGAUUUGUAUCUGAAUAUGGAUAUCAGUCCUGGCCUUCCUUCAGUACAUUAGAAAAGGUUUCAUCUAAGGAGGACUGGUCUUACAACAGCAAAUUUUCACUUCAUCGACAACAUCACGCAGGUGGUAAUGAUGAAAUGCUACUUCAGAUUGGAUUUCAUUUCAAACUCCCGGAAAGCACAGAUCCAUUACAGACAUUCAAAGAUACCAUUUACCUUACUCAGGUGAUGCAGGCCCAGUGUGUCAAAGUAGAGACUGAAUUCUAUCGGCGCAGCCGCAGUGAGAUAGUGCGUGGGCAAGGAUACACCAUGGGCGCCCUUUAUUGGCAGCUGAAUGACAUCUGGCAGGCUCCUUCCUGGGCUUCUCUAGAGUACGGAGGAAAGUGGAAGAUGCUUCAUUACUUUGCUCGGCAUUUCUUCGCCCCACUGCUGCCAGUGGGUUUUGAGGAUCAAGACCUGUUUUUCAUCUAUGGUGUGUCAGACCUGAGCUCUGACUGUAAGGCGAAGCUCACUGUGAGAAUCCACACGUGGAGUUCCCUGGAGCCCUUGUGCUCCUCUGAGACGGAGUAUUUUGUCAUGAAAGCAGGGAAAGCUGUUCUCCUCUAUGAGGAGUUUGUGCCUAUAUUGUUGGAGAAUUGUGGGAAUUGUACACGCCGGAGCUGUGUGGUUUCCUUUUACCUUUCAACUGACAGCCAACUUUCGAGCCCAACCAACUAUCACUUCCUGUCCUCACUGAGUGAGACCGUGGGGCUCCACAAGGCGCACAUCACUGCUGUCAUCUCUCAGCAAGGUAACACAUUUGCUUUUGAUCUGGAAACCUCUGCUGUCGCUCCCUUUGUUUGGUUAGAUGUAGGAAGCAUCCCUGGGAGAUUCAGUGACAAUGGUUUCCUCAUGACUGAAAGGACGCGGACUGUAUUAUUUUACCCUUGGCAGCCCACCAGCAAGAGUGAAUUAGAGCAAUCUUUUCGUGUGACUUCCCUGAUGGAUAUUUACUGAGGGAUUACAGGUUGUAUUUUCAGCGGACACUGGAAUAAAGCAUUUCUAAGGCACUGGCUGGAGCUGAAGACAACCAGAGAGAAGAUGAAGCAGCUAGGAGAUGUGUCUGCCUGCUACCACAUGCCGGAUUCAUCUCUCUGUGAAGAGUUUGUACGGCGUGUUCUGUCAGUGAAGGUUGUUCUUCAGUCUGUGCCAGGACUGCGAUUUUAGCCCUCCCCCUACACCUCCAGUGCCACAUGACCCAGUUAUAACCCAAACACCUCUUCCUACCCAGAAAAGGAAGUCCACACGUUGUCUUGUCAGGAAAUCAUAGGAACAUGACAGUUGCAGUGUCUGUGGAGCCAAAUUUGGAAGGUUGUGAGGUCAUGUAGGUUUCUUACAGUUAGCUUUGAAAAAUAGUGAAUUAUCAAAAUGAGGCUGCUUUGUUGUUAUUCUCCGAGGAAAUGGAGAUUCAACUGUCACAAUAGAUAGGGAUUUCUGGGUAGUAGUUGUAUUGGUUGUUGUUCUUGGAAAGUUUGAGGCAUUGAUUGCUGCCAUUUGAUUACUCUCUUGGGUAGGAUUCUUUUUCAUUUGUGGGUUUUGUUAUAAAAUAUUGUUUUGACUGGGAUGCCUGGGUGGCCCAGUCAGUUAAGCAUCCCACUGUUGGUUUCAGCUCAGGUCAUGAUCUCAGGGUCAUGAGAUUGAGCCCUGAGUCAGGUUCUGCACUGGGUAUGGACCCUGCCUAGGAUUCUCACCCUCUGCCCCUCCCCACACUUCUCUCUCUCUCAAAAACAAAUACUGUUUUGGCAUUAACAGCUUCUUUUUUCAAAGGCCAUUUAGAGUGAUUCUCCUUUGAAAAAUAAGCUCACAUUGAAAUGGACAUCACUGUGGUCACCCUUGGGUGUCCUAACAUUGUCACCCAUAAUUAUGUGUGGGUUAUAGAUGGGGCAAAAUCCAAUGAACUUUCCAAUUCAAAGGCUGUGAUUUAUAUUUGAUUAGAUUUAUAUUUGUUAACCCUGGCAGCAAAGUUGUACUUUUUUUAGCUUGGGUUUAAAUCAUUUUUACUAAUAUUGAUUAUAAAUUGCUAUAAAAUUGUUUUAUUGAGCAUGAUCGUUUAUAAAUUGCUUUCAUAAUGAAGCAAAUGGAGCAAAAUGUUAAUGGGUGGAGGAUAUGUAAAAAUUCUUUUGUACUGCUCUUGCAACCUUCCCAUAAAUUUGAAACUGUAUCAAAAUUUAAAAGUUAUAUAAAUUGCAUUGACAACAUGGUAUUUCAUCUGUGGCUUAUUUAAUCACUCCAUAAACAUUCAACUGUGUCCAAUACUGUGCUGGGCAUUAACUUCCCUUUAGCUCUGGCCAACUUUUUAUUCUAUUUGAUAAACUGGGAGAAUUUGAAGAAUCUGGAUUAAGGUAUUUGAUGGGUUUUCUCUGGGAAGAAUCAUGGAAUUGGUUAUGGAAUGGAAUGGCAAUGAGAGUUUGGCUUUAAAAUCAAGACUAAUUAGAUAUAGAUUUGGUUUUAAACCUGAGAAGGUUUAGGCCACAGUUCAGUGACUAAAAAGAAAAUAAAUGCAUGCAAUCCAGGCCUCUCCUUCAAUAUAUGAGUUUCCUCAGUUAUUUCAAUAUAUAAAAAACAGUCUUUUGAAAACCUAGGACUUGGGGAUACAACUCAGAAGAUUCUUAGUUGAUAAAUACACAAUUUUCUUGUCAAUCUUGAAAUCCUGUCUCCAUUAAACUAGAGAAUUUUCUAGGCCAGGCACCCUGUGAGGUGGGCUUUGAAAUUCGAUGGACCAAAAUUUAUAUCACAAUUCUGCCCUUUCUAGCUCUUAAGUUACUUAGCUUCUGUGUUCGGUUUUCUUAUGGUGAAACGGGAUUAAGUACACUCCCCUUGUAAGUUUGUUUUGAAGAAUAAAUUUGAAAUUGAGCUAGGGGGACUAGGCCCAGAGCUGGCACAUAGUAAGGACUCUGUGAAUGCAUGCAUCAUCCUGGGGGGUGACCCUCCUGUCCUAGGAAGGGCUGGGCUUCUAGCCACACUGACAUGGAUUGGAAUCCAGGUUGUGAGGCUGAUUGGUUAUUGUGAGCUUGGGUGACUGCUUAAACUGGAGUUUUUCUCAUCUGUAAAAUGGAGAUAAUUCUAACCUUCAAAGUAAGUUGUGAGGACUAACAACUGGAACAAGAUAAGUGCUAUUUAAUUGGUGGUUGUAAUUUGUUUAACAUCAUAAUCAUUAUUUCCCAAUUAAUACAUGAGGCAGGAGUAAAAAUAAAGGAAAUUUAAAGGCAAA
Messenger RNA from Canis lupus familiaris (dog), 4924 nucleotides. RefSeq names its product mannosidase beta (gene MANBA). Bases 13 to 2670 code for a protein of 885 amino acids. The record is from RefSeq and is a predicted model, not a curated record. The transcript is spliced from 17 exons. Lineage: Eukaryota; Metazoa; Chordata; Mammalia; Carnivora; Canidae. Gene Ontology annotation, molecular function: beta-mannosidase activity. Gene Ontology annotation, biological process: glycoprotein catabolic process.